Messenger RNA from Lolium perenne, 1942 nucleotides. RefSeq names its product UDP-glycosyltransferase 86A1. Gene Ontology annotation, molecular function: quercetin 3-O-glucosyltransferase activity; quercetin 7-O-glucosyltransferase activity. Lineage: Eukaryota; Viridiplantae; Streptophyta; Magnoliopsida; Poales; Poaceae. The record is from RefSeq and is a predicted model, not a curated record.
AGUGUCAAGUGUCGUAAAUCUAGCUGGUAUACAUGGGAUUCCGCGCUAGCUUCGCGUGCCCGGCGGCCAGAAAAUCCGGGUGCCUAACAUGCGCCGUGCAUCUCUCCAUCGUCUCCAAAGUCGUCUCAGUUCGGCGAGCUCGUAGAGAGCUCUUUAAUUUUGCCUAACAUCCAAUCGAGAGGGAGGGAGACCUCUUCCAUUGCGUCUCAUAUAUAAUCCAUAGAUCCAGCUCCUGUUCCCUCAGCAACAGUGUCCCUGAGCCGAGCUGAGCUGAGCUGAGCUCCGAGAUGGAUCCAUUGCCGCCCAUGGCGCACGAGGCCAACGGCAACGGCAACGGCCGCCGGAAGAAGCCGCACGCCGUGGUGAUCCCGUACCCGAUGCAGGGCCACGUCAUCCCGGCGGCGCACCUCUCGCUGCGCCUGGCGGCGCGGGGCUUCGCCGUCACCUUCGUCAACACCGAGUCCGUGCACCAGCGCACCGCCCUCGCCCUCGGCGUCGACCCGCUCCGCUACGACGUCUUCGCCGGCGCGCGCUGCGCCGACGUGCGCUACGAGCUCGUCGGCGACGGCUUCCCGCUCGGCUUCGACCGCUCGCUCAACCACGACCAGUUCAUGGAGGGCGUGCUGCACGUGCUCCCGGCGCACGUCGAGGAGCUGCUCCGCCGCAUCGUCGUCGACCCGGCAUCCACCUGCCUCGUCGCCGACACCUUCUUCGUCUGGCCGGCCACGCUGGCCAGGAAGCUCGGCGUGCCGUACGUCUCAUUCUGGACGGAGCCGGCGCUCAUCUUCGCCCUCUACUACCACAUGGACCUGCUCACCAAGCACGGACACUUCAAAUGCAAAGAGCCACGGACGGACACGAUCACGUACAUCCCCGGCGUGCCGGCGAUCGAGCCGCACGAGCUGAUGUCGUACCUCCAGGACACGGACACCAGCAGCGUGGUGCACCGCAUCAUCUUCAAGGCCUUCGAGGAGGCGCACGACGCCGACUACGUCCUCUGCAACACCGUGGAGGAGCUGGAGCCGUCCACCAUCGCGGCGCUCCGCUCCAAGAAGCCCUUCUACGCCGUCGGCCCCAUCUUCCCCGCCGGGUUCGCCCACAGCGUGGUGGCCACCUCCAUGUGGGCGGAGUCGGAUUGCUCCGGCUGGCUGGACGCGCAGCCGGCGGGGUCCGUGCUCUACAUCUCCUUCGGCAGCUACGCGCACAUCACCAAGCAGGAGCUGCACGAGAUCGCGGGCGGCGUGCUGGCGAGCGGCGCGCGGUUCCUGUGGGUGAUGCGGCCGGACAUCGUGAGCUCCGAGGACCCGGACCCGCUGCCGGAGGGGUUCGCGGCGGCGGCCGCCGGGCGCGGGCUGGUGGUGCCGUGGUGCUGCCAGGUGGAGGUGCUCUCCCACGCGGCGGUGGGCGGCUUCCUCACCCACUGCGGGUGGAACUCCGUGCUGGAGAGCGUGUGGGCGGGCGUGCCCAUGCUGUGCUUCCCGCUGCUCACCGACCAGCUGACCAACCGCCGGCUCGUCGUGCGGGAGUGGCGCGUCGGCGUGCCCAUCGGGGACCGCGGCGCCGUCUUCGCGCAGGAGGUGACGGAGAGGAUCGACGAGGUGAUGUCCGGGGAGGAGGGGGAGGAGCUCCGGCAAGCGGUGAAGAAGGUCAGGGCCACGCUCGAGGCCGCCGCGGCGCCCGGCGGGUCGUCGCAACGGGGCUUCAACGACUUCGUCGACGAGCUCACGCGCCGGUGCGGCGGUUGAGCGAUUGUCAAGUGGCAGCGGAUGCAGCUACUAAUCACGUCCUUAGGAUUUCCCUUUGCUGAUUUAUGUCAUGAUGAUGAUGAUGACUGUUUUGCGAUUGUGUCGGGCUAUGCUGAACCAUAGCACGCAUUAGCUUUUUCCAAAGUCACCGAGUAAAAUUUUAUACUGUGCUCUUCAAAGAGCAACUCUUCUCAAAA